ACGACAAUCAUUGCGGUGGAGUUUGAUGGAGGGGUUGUCAUUGGAUCUGACUCCAGGGUGUCCGCCGGAGAUGCUGUGGUGAAUCGAGUCUUUAAUAAACUGGCUCCUGUCCAUGAGAAGAUAUUUUGCGCUCUGUCAGGCUCAGCUGCGGAUGCUCAGGCGGUGGCCGACAUGGUACAUUACUACAUGGAGGUGCACAGUGUAGAGAUGGGAGCGCCCCCUUUAGUGUUGGCUGCUGCAAACCUGGUGAAGGGGAUCAGUUAUAAGUACAAGGAAGAGAUGGUGGCCCAUCUGAUUGUGGCGGGAUGGGACCAGAAGAAUGGGGGACAGGUCUACGGGACACUGGGCGGGAUGAUAACGCGACAACCUUUCGCAAUUGGCGGAUCUGGCAGCACAUACAUAUAUGGUUAUGUGGAUUCUGUUUUCAAGCCUGGGAUGUCAAAGGAGCAGUGCGAAAAAUUUGCCGUCCAUUCUUUGUCCCUGGCCAUGGAUAGAGACGGUUCUAGCGGAGGAGUCAUCUACCUUGUUACCGCCACCAAGGACGGGAUGAAGGAGAACAUUAUCAGUGGGGACAGCAUUCCUCGCUUCUAUAACCUGUAGACAUGGAAUGACCUAUUGUAAAUAAAUAUUGUGGUCAAUCUACACGUUAUUUAAAUAAAUUCCCAUCUCAAAGAUGGUAUUUAACCUUGUA
Molecule: messenger RNA, 691 nt
Organism: Hyla sarda
Lineage: Eukaryota; Metazoa; Chordata; Amphibia; Anura; Hylidae
Gene: PSMB9
Product: proteasome 20S subunit beta 9
Cellular component (GO): proteasome core complex
Molecular function (GO): threonine-type endopeptidase activity
Source: RefSeq, a predicted model, not a curated record